This is a messenger RNA of Rhipicephalus microplus (southern cattle tick), 4288 nucleotides long. RefSeq names its product RecQ4 helicase (gene RecQ4). Gene Ontology annotation, biological process: double-strand break repair via homologous recombination; DNA replication. The record is from RefSeq and is a predicted model, not a curated record. Gene Ontology annotation, cellular component: chromosome; nucleus; cytoplasm. NCBI's taxonomy places the organism in Eukaryota, Metazoa, Arthropoda, Arachnida, Ixodida, Ixodidae. Gene Ontology annotation, molecular function: zinc ion binding; ATP binding; nucleic acid binding.
CAGCAAUAGAGGAAAGGCUACUGCAUCGCUUAUUAUGCCAAAAUUAAGCUGUCACAUCUAUUGAUGUCGUAUCCUUGAGGAAAUGGACUUGAAUCAAGAUCUGCAACGCCUUAAACUUGUGAUCAAGGAAUGGGAAAAGACAUUCAGCAUUGAAAAGGCCAGAAAACCUACAGCUGCUGACAUAAAGGAUGCGCCAGCAAGUAUAUCGGAAGCCUAUUCACAGUAUUGGAAGAUCAAAAAAAGUAUCUCAAAACUGAGCUCAUCGGUGACCUCGGAUGAUGGGGUAUGGGAUGUUUCAUUGAACAAAAAGCCUACAGAAAAGCGAAACAAAGCACGGCCAAGCUCCUCAAGUGUUUACACGAGCAAGAUUCGUGAAAAGCUGCUGUCAUCAUUUAAUUGUGAAGACCCAUCUAAACUAACACGCAAUUUCCAUGGAUGUCGAUCUAAAAGUGUGCAAGCCGAACCUGUGUUUCCGAGAUCGGAUGAGCUCACAAAAAACUCUGCAGUAUUUUCUAAAACUGACUGCCAACAUGUGGAAGCUAAGGAGUGCAUUCUAAAUGAAGAGGUUGCCGCUGCAAAUGAAGACAAGAUAUCCAUUUCUCCAUGCAAAAUGCGGCCAACUUCACGUAUGCUUUACUAUGCACAUAGCCUUGAUGAGUCAUGGCUUUCAAGAAAUAGUGUCACUGAUGAUGAUGAAGUGUUCUUCACUCCCCCACCAUCAUCGUCACAACUUCCUUUUACAUGUAGGCCAAACAAAUGCAGUGGCAAAAUGAGUGAAAAAGUAUAUGUAAAAACCAAAGUCAGCAAGACUUGUUCAAUCAGCUAUUCAUCUGUAGACACGAUAGGAGAUGUUUUUCUCACACCCACACCUCCUCAAACUCCCAUUGCACAGCAGCCACAGAUGCCUCAUUCUUCAACAUCACUUUCAAAGGUUACUUCUCUGCAAGACAAUUCUGCUAGCUCAGAAUUGAGUAAACUAAAAGGAGAUGCACAUUAUGAAAGUCAUAGUACUUGUCACUUGCUGAAAACACAGUACCCUGUAUCUUGCUCAAAUGAAGAAAUUCAAUUAAAUAAGAUUGAAAAAAGCAGCAAAUGUCUGUCAUCACAGGCUGCACGUGAGUUGAAAAAGGAGCCUCUCGAAAACGCAUGCAACAGAUCUGAGGUCAAAGUGGUACCACAACAAAGCUCUAAAAAGCCCAAGAGAAAACGGCAAAUAAAAGCAAACACUGCAGGCACUCACCAACUUCCUGGAAUGAGACAAGAGACAGUGAAAAGACGAAAAACUUUGAAAGGUUCUGGUUGUGAUGAGCAGUCAGAAGUAAACGAAGAAGAACUGUCUGUGAAAAAACGAAAGGUGGUGAAAAGACUGAAGACGUUGAAAGAUUCUAGUUGUGAUGAACACUCUGAAGUGAAAGAAGAGUUGAACAAGCCAUCAACGGGAGAUCCAGAUGAUGUGCAAUUAGAGAGUUCUGUGAUAAAAUCAAGGAAAAGUGGCAACAUUAGCACAAAAAGGCAGAAAUGCAGCAAAAGCUUUAAUGAGAACUUUAUACGAAUCAACCUCAAGAAAAAGAAAUUUUCUCGUGGUCAUCACAAAGUGAAUGUUCGGCAGUUGAAAUACAAAGAGUGGAAAAAGAAACACACCUUUUCUGAGAGAACGUCCUGCAAAAGUGCCACAUCAAAAUGCUUUAAAUGUGGAGAACUUGGUCAUUGGGCACGUUCUUGUUCUACAAACUCAAGUAAGCUUAAAAUCCCUGAAGAGCCAGAAGUUGCCCAUUUGCCUACAUUGGAGGAAGCUGCUCAGAUGGCACGUGGUAUCAAGAGCAGCAACAUCUCGGAAACCUCGACAAAGGUUUUUUCUUCAAAAGAUAGUUCUCAACAACAAGACGAGGCAGGAACUAUUAUGAAUGAAAGUGAAAUUCGUGACCAUGCUGCGGACAUGAAAGGCAAUGAAAGGAUAAAUGUCCAGCCGCUUCUAAAAGCUGACCUUGAUGGAAAACUUCCAGACACACCAGAAUUCGUUUUUGAAGCACUGCAUAAGAUGGGCUUUUCUGAGUUCAGGCCUGGGCAAGAAGCAACAAUUAAAAGAAUUCUAUGCGGUUUGUCAACACUGUUGGUGUCUUCAACUGGCUCAGGAAAGUCUUUGUGCUACCAACUUCCAGCAUAUCUGUAUGCACAAAAAUCCAAAUGCAUAACAUUGGUAGUGUCGCCAUUAAUUUCUCUUAUGGAAGACCAGGUGGCACGGUUGGCUCCAUGCUUAAAAGCAUCAUUCCUGCACAGUGCUAUGCCAUUGGCCCAGAAGGAGAAAGUGCUGGCGCAAAUUCGAGAAGGAAGCAUUCACUUCUUGCUUGUCUCUCCUGAAAGCCUUGUGGAAGGAAGUAGCAUUGUGCACCAGCUGCCUUCAGUGGCUUUUGCCUGCAUUGAUGAGGCACAUUGCCUUUCCGAGUGGUCGCACAACUUCCGCCCUUCAUAUUUGCAACUUUACAAGGUCCUCACAAUGCAGCUAAAGGUCCGCUGCAUCCUUGCUCUGACAGCAACUGCAACUAGGAGCACAUGUCUGAGCAUAGCAGAACACUUGCAGAUUGACAACAUGUCUGCUGGGGUUAUUGGGACACCGUCUGUGCCGGAGAACCUAAUUUUGUCAGUUUCAGAAGACAAAUACCGUGAUGAGGCUCUUAUAGAGCUUCUAAAGGGAAACAGGUUUGGCAGCUGCGAAAGUGUCAUAAUUUACUGCACACGAAGGGAGGAGACAGAACGGUUAGCAUCAUUAAUUCGCACCAGUCUGCAGCAUGUUGAGAAGCAAACUGAUAGAGAAAACAGUUCAAAGGCUGCUAAAGGUCGACGGUCCUAUCUGGCUUGGGAUGCAGAGGCAUAUCAUGCUGGAAUGACACCAUUCAGGCGGCGCUCAGUUCAGAAAAAGUUUAUGACUGGUAAGCUCCGUGUUGUUGUAGCAACUGUUGCAUUUGGUAUGGGGAUUGACAAGGCCGACAUCAGAGCAAUUAUUCAUUAUAACAUGCCAAAGAGCUUUGAGAACUAUGUUCAGGAAGCAGGACGGGCUGGACGGGAUGGUCUCACGUCACACUGUCACCUAUUUUUGGAGCCUGAGAACAAAGACCAAAAUGAGUUGAAGCGGCACAUAUAUGCAAACUCAGUGGAUCGGCACGUUAUUAGAAAGCUCCUUAAGAAAGUUUUUGCACCUCUUGUGAAGAGGAGAAAAACUGAGGAUAACACUGCUGCCAUGCUGAAUCAAAAUUCCAUGUAUGAGAUUGCUAUUCCAAUUGAAGCGACUGUAGAAGAAUUGGACUUGAAAGAGGAGAAUAUCCUCACAUUGUUGUGCUUCCUGGAGUUCCAUCCUCGUAAAGUUGUACGAGUGCUGAACAAAGUGUAUGCGACAUGCACAAUCAAGUGCUAUGGUGGCCCCCAACAACUGAGAUCAGUUGCAUCAAAGAACGCAGCAGUGGCAGCGGCAGUGGCACUGCAAGAGAAGUGUGACCAACAGCCUGUUAACACACUGUCAUUCCCUGUUGUGGAUGUGGCUGCAUAUAUGGGCUGGGAUUCGAAGCUGGUUAAGAGAGAUUUAAAGACACUAGAGUAUGACAACACUGUGCUUCAUGCAACGGGAUACUCUCGCAAAUCAGGCGUCAUCGUGGAGUUUUCGGACCUCGCCUUCCACCUGAAUGUUUCGGCCGCUCUCACUGAAGAGGACUGUGAUCAUUUGCUGGAUUACCUCUAUGAAAGAGUACGAAAGCAAGAGAAGCUGGACAUUGCCCGUCUUAAAAAAGUACAAGAAGCCUUUCAGAGUGCAUCUUGUGAAGUGUGUACUGAAUGUGCGGAGACUGCAAGCAUAGAAAAAAGCAAUUCACUGAAGAAACUGAUUCAAGAUUACUUUGAUGAAAAGUUAGCCCUGGACCAUGAUGAUGAAGAGCCUCCACAGACUGAGCGAUGCUUAAACCAGCUUCGACAGGAAAUUCGAAACCUCGUGAUGCAACACAGGGACCACUCGUUCAAUGGUCGAGCGGUGGCGCGUAUAUUUCAUGGCAUUGGGAGCCCAUGUUUUCCGGCACAAGUAUGGGGAAGAGUGCGCCGGUUUUGGAGGGGCUUCCUGGAUGUGGACUUCAACACAAUAGUAAACAUUGCAAACAAAGAGCUUCUGUCACUGCGCUGAACUGUGCAAUGAAAUUUCUCUCCCCUUCUCCAUCUUGCUGUUCACACUUGCAGACUAUUUUAUACCUUUGGUCUACGCUGCUUUAGUUCUUUUGUAAUAAAAAAAUAUAUAUUUAUUGAUGUAAAA